Messenger RNA from Necator americanus (New World hookworm), 255 nucleotides. RefSeq lists its product as uncharacterized. Lineage: Eukaryota; Metazoa; Nematoda; Chromadorea; Rhabditida; Ancylostomatidae. Bases 1 to 255 code for a protein of 84 amino acids. The record is from RefSeq and is a predicted model, not a curated record. The transcript has 2 exons.
AUGAAACGUUUUACGCUCGUCUUCCUAGUCGCCUUUGCAUUUAUCACUAUUACAGUACCGUCAACUUUUGCCAGUGUUCGAGUGAAACGUCAAUACUACGGGAUGUACGGUAUGUAUGGAUAUCCAUAUGGGAUGGGCUACUAUAGCCCGUACACCUUCCCAAGUCCAUACGGAUACAGUGGCCUUGGUGGUUAUGGUGGAUAUGGUCUCGGAUAUGGAAUGGGUUAUGGAAUGGGAUAUGGAUUGUAUGGGUAA